Messenger RNA from Triplophysa rosa, 2105 nucleotides. RefSeq names its product UDP glucuronosyltransferase 1 family, polypeptide B1 (gene ugt1b1). Gene Ontology annotation, molecular function: UDP-glycosyltransferase activity. Lineage: Eukaryota; Metazoa; Chordata; Actinopteri; Cypriniformes; Nemacheilidae. The coding region runs from base 48 to 1634 and encodes 528 amino acids. The record is from RefSeq and is a predicted model, not a curated record. The transcript has 5 exons.
UCUCCUUUACUUACAGUGCUGGUGUAUGGAGUUAGGCAGAUCCAGCUAUGUUGAAGGAGGGCCGGUUGUGGGGGCUGGGUUCUGGGCUGCUGUUGCUCUGGCUGGGUGCCUUGGUGAGGCCUGCUCAGGCUGGCCGGGUGCUGGUCAUGCCCGUUGAAGGCAGCCACUGGCUCAGCAUGAAGGUGCUGGCGACCGAGCUGGCCGAGAGAGGUCACGACAUCCUGGUCCUGGUACCCGAGACCAACCUCUUGAUAAGGAGUUCUGAGCUUUUCCGGACGGAGACCUUCCCGGUGCGGAUCACCAAGGAUCAGCUGUCCACCAGUUUAAAGGGAUUUCAGAACGGGGUCUUCACACGUAGUCCUGCGCUGUUUGACAUCUUUGUCCAAGUGGAGAGGUUGCUGAACUUCACGGGAAUGCAGGUGCAAGGAUGCGAGUCGCUGCUUUAUAAUGAAGCUUUGAUGGAGAAAAUUAAGGAGGAGAAUUUUGAGUUGGUGCUCACGGAUCCCUUUCUUCCGUGUGGGACUAUUAUCGCUGCUAAACUCCGUCUCCCUGCUGUCUACUUCCUACGCGGAAUGCCAUGCGGCCUUGAUAUGUUGGCUUCACAAUGUCCUUCUCCUCCAUCGUAUGUACCUCGGUUUCAUUCCGGCAGCACUGAUAGUAUGACAUUCGUUGAGCGCGUUAAGAAUUUUGUCAUGAGUGGCACGGAGAUGGGCCUGUGUAAAAUUAUGUAUGCCAGUUUCGAUGAACUUGCCGCGAGGUACCUGGAUGCGGACGUGACGUACCAGGAGCUCAUUGGGCGGGGAGCUGUCUGGUUGCUUAGAUACGAUUUCACUUUUGAGUAUCCCAGACCUCUCAUGCCAAAUAUGUUUCUCAUUGGAGGCAUCAACUGUGCUAAGCACUCCAAACUCACAGCAGAGGUGGAGGAGUUUGUGGAAGGUUCGGGAGAUCAUGGUAUUGUCGUCUUCACCCUGGGUUCUCUCAUCGCCUCUAUACCAAAAGAAAAAGCAGAGGUCUUCUUCAAGGCUUUCAGUAUGAUCCCACAGAGGGUCCUGUGGCGGUAUACGGGGGAAAUUCCAGAGAAUGUCCCGAAAAAUGUUAAGCUUAUGAAGUGGCUUCCACAGAAUGAUUUGCUUGGUCAUCCCAAAGCAAGAGCCUUCAUCACUCACGGUGGAACGCAUGGUAUCUAUGAGGGCAUCUGUAAUGGUGUUCCCAUGGUCAUGCUUCCACUUUUUGGUGACCAGAGUGACAACGUGCACCGCGUGGCAUCUCGAGGAGUGGGUGUGAUUCUCGACAUCCAUGAAAUCACAGCGGAAUCACUGGUUGAUGCACUCAACACUGUUAUUACAAACAGCAGUUAUAAGGAAAAAAUGAAGAAGCUCUCUGCUAUACACAACGACCGCCCCAUGCAGCCCCUGGAUCUUGCAGUCUACUGGACAGAGUUUGUAAUGAGACACAAAGGAGCGGAUCAUCUGAGACCUGCUGCUCAUGACCUGAACUGGUUUCAGUAUCACAGUCUGGAUGUGAUUGGCUUUCUUCUCUGUGCUGUGUUGAUUGUAACACUAGCGAUGUUGAAAUGCUGCGCGUUGUGCUGGAGAAAGUGUUGCCGGAAAGCGCAGAAGAGGAAGGCAGAGUAAACAUAUAGUGAAUGUAAAUACUGAUGCUUGUGCGUCAGUGUUUCGUGACUUUAGAAAACAAAAAGAUUUUCAUCUACAAAGUGAAAUGGAAUGCAAAACUCUUGAAGCUCAAUAUCUCAAAACUGCUCAGAAUGCAGAUAGAACAAUGAAUUGUGCUCUUUAUGAAUAAUAAUAACAUGCGGAUGAUAACCAUGAAUCAAUUUAUUAAUGAAAGACCGUGUACAUUUUUAGCUUCUUAUGCUUUGAAAAAUUACACUUGCUGAACUGGAAGAAUAAAAUAGUACAAUGUAAAUGAAACAAUACGUUUUCAUUAAAAAACACGAAAAUACCAACACUUGUGUUUAUGCCUGAAUAGUUUCAUUUCCAAAUAAAAUCUUACGGAUGGAUUAUUUUUCUUAUUUGAAAUGUAUUUAAUUUCCUAUUACUGUAGUUUCCAAAAAGCUUAACCUGAUGGACAGAACAACAUAAAGC